This is a messenger RNA of Laccaria bicolor S238N-H82, 342 nucleotides long. RefSeq lists its product as uncharacterized. Bases 1 to 342 code for a protein of 113 amino acids. Lineage: Eukaryota; Fungi; Basidiomycota; Agaricomycetes; Agaricales; Hydnangiaceae. The transcript has 3 exons. The record is from RefSeq and is a predicted model, not a curated record.
AUGACUGACAGCCCUCAAAACUCUCAAGUUGCCGCUGGUGCUGAAAGCUCCCAGACUGCUGCUACCCCUGUCUCUCAAAUGCCUGCUACACCUGUCUCUCAGAUGGCUGCCACACCUGUCCCUGAUUCUCUCACUGCUCCCUCUCACUGUACUUUACCAUCCCACAUGAGUUCCGGCGGAUUACGGCAGAAUCCGGUGGAGUGUUGGAAUUCCAUUCAGAAUCCACCAGAAUGGGGGAGGGAGGGUAUGGUGGGGAACAGUGUGAAAGCCAACUUGGUCAUGAUGUCAAAAACUGGCAAUGUCAUGUCAAUCCUUCAGCCAUAUCUCCACAUGAACUCAUAA